Messenger RNA from Myotis daubentonii (Daubenton's bat), 2772 nucleotides. RefSeq names its product coiled-coil domain containing 177 (gene CCDC177). The record is from RefSeq and is a predicted model, not a curated record. Lineage: Eukaryota; Metazoa; Chordata; Mammalia; Chiroptera; Vespertilionidae.
UGGAGAGGCGGCGGUGGAUGCAGCAGCGAUGGAACCAAUUCUCUUUCUGAGAAUCAGUGCGAGGAAAGGGAGAAGAGCUGCGUUAUCUUAGGGAAACCAUAUCGCUCUCCCCCUUCCGCGAGUAGGUAGUGUGUGGGGUGUGUGCGGGGCCCAUGGAGAGACGCUGGUGGCGGCUGCAGUGGCAGCUGGGGCUCCUACUGAGGCUGCAGCCGGCAGUAACCCGACCCCGCCGGCGCGGGGACUGAAGAGGCGCGAGGGAGAGCGGCGAGCUGCUAACAAAAGCCCUCCGCGCAGGGCCAGAUCCCAGGACGUGCGAGACCCCACAAAAGGACACGUUUCCGCUAUGGUGGACCCCAUACCUGGAGAGGAGAAGGCGGGAGCCGAGGCUGGAGGCUCCGGAGGAAACGGAGCCGCCGCGUCCGUGCCCCCUGGCGCCCAAGGAGCCGAGCAGCCCGCGGCCCCUUCGGCCUCGGCCUCCGCGGCGGUGCCCCGCAAAGCUGAAGUCCCAUGCGCAACAGAAGGCGGGCGGCGGGAGCAGUCCCCGCUGCUGCACCUCGACCUCUUCAACUUCGACUGUCCGGAGGCUGAGGGCAGCCGCUACGUGCUGACCAGCCCCCGCUCGCUCGAGGCCUGCGCCCGCUGCGCCGUCAAACCAGUGGAGCUGCUGCCACGGGCCCUGGCCGACCUGGUACGCGAGGCCCCAGGCCGCUCCAUGCGAGUGGCCACCGGCCUGUACGAGGCUUACGAGGCGGAGCGGCGCGCCAAGCUGCAGCAGUGCCGGGCCGAGCGCGAGCGCAUCGUGCGCGAGGAGAAGCGGCGCCUCUUCACGCCCUUGGGCCACGCGGCCGCCGCGGCCUCCGCGGCCUCGGCCCCCAGCGCGGGCAGCAGCAGCAGCUGCAGCAGCGCCAGCCUCCCGGCCUCGCCCGCGCCGCGUGCGGCCCGCAAGGCAUCCUCCAGUCCGUCCCCGGCUCGGCCCCAGCCUCCGCCCCCGGGCUCGCGGGCUGGUAGAAAAAGCCACUCACUGGACUCACUGUCCCGCCGGCGUGAGGGCGCCCUCAGUUCUGAGUCCGGCGCGUCGUCAUCAUCCUACAGCGGGGAGAGCCUGCGGGAGCUGCGCUGGCCACCACGGGCGUCGGCCAGGAGCAGCUGCCCCGCGGGAUCCUUGUCCUCUGCCCCCAACCCUCUGGGCCGCCCCUCUGCCCUGGCCCUGGUGCCGCUCACGGCCCGCAGCUUCAGCCUGGGCGAUCUGAGCCACUCGCCGCAGACAGCUAAGCAUGUGGAGCGCAUCGUGCGCCAAGUGCGCGCCGAGCGGGGCCUGCGCGGGGUCCCGGAGCGCGACCGAAAGAUCGCGGCGCUGAUGCUGGCGCGACACCAGGAGGAGCGCCUGUUGCUGGAGCAGCGCGCCGCGGCCCACGGCCAAUGGGAGCAGCAGCGCGUGUGCGCCGAGCAGCGCCGGGAGCGCGAGGAGCGCGAGAAGCAGCGCGUCCUGGAGCAGGGCCGUCGGGCCUGGGCCGCGCAGGUGGAGGAGCGGCGCGGCCGCCGGGGUCGCGAGGAGCGCGAGACGGCACGGCGACGACAGCAGCAAUGCGAGCUUAGCGAGGAGCGGCGCCGGGCGCUGGCCGAGCGCCAGAGCCUGCUGCGGCGGGAGCGGGCUGAGCGCGCGGCCCGGGAGGACCGGUUGCGCAAGCUGCAGCAGGAGCAGAACCUGAAGCAGCGGGAGGAAGGCCUGCAGGAAGGGCGCGAGCGGGCCGAGCAAGUCCGCCGAGAGCGCGCCCAGCGCGUGGCUUGUACCAAGCAGCGGCAGGAGGGCCAACUGCAGCGGGAGAAGCGGAAACUGAGCAGGGCCGAGCAGGCGCGCCACCGGGCGCUCCUUCAAGGCCGGGCCCGCCAGGAGCACGAGGAGCGCGAGGGCCUGCGGAGCUCGCUGGAGGCCAGCUUGGGUCGCGCGCAGGAGAACUACGAGCACUUGGUGGAGCAGCGUACCCGGGAGUUGCGGGAGCGGGCCCGGAGGGAGGAGCUGCAGGGUCGGCGGGCCAAGGAGGCGGCGGAGCGCAAAGAUCGCGAGCAUCAGGCGCACCUGGAGGCGCUGGCCCGGGCCGGCGAACGGCGGCUGCAGCACGCGACGCAGGUGGCGGAGGAGGCGGUGCAGCAGAAGGCGCGGCGCGUGGGACAGAGCCGUUUGGAGAAGGAGCGAGCCCAGCGUGCCAAAAAGGAGAAGGUGGAGAGGGACGAAGACUGCCGCCGGCGGGAGCUGCUCCAAGCCAUCGGGCGCAAGCUGGAGCGCAGCGAGCAGCUGUCACGGGAGCGGCGUAGCGCGCUGGAGAGCGCACGCUCCACAGCCCGGGCCUCCUUCCACGUGCGCGAGAAGGUGCGCGAGGAAACCAACACGCGCUCCUUCGACCGCAUGGUGCGGGAGGCCCAGCUGAACGCCAGCCUGGACCGCAAAUGACUGACACCUGGCGAGGGCCAGACUGCCACGCUCAGCCCUGCGGGGCAUCCCCUUGGCCACUUUGACCAAACCUUGGGAGUCCUCCGUUGGGUCGCAGCACAUACACCUCUCGAAUUUUCCGACCAAUAAGGCAAUAAGAGGACUAACAUGCCAGACCUGUCAUCUCGCAACCUUUGUUUUUAAAAACUGACUUCGUACGGAAAUGACAAAGCACAAUCUUUGACCAUAUCCACCCAUAGUGGGAGCUCUGGCACCGGCUUUUGCCAAGCUAUCUUGUGUGUCUUUUUGGUUGGAAUAGAAAAGAGCUGGGAGACAGGGGCUGG